AUGAGGCGUCUUCGGCUGCUGCUGCUGCUUGCAGUAGUUUGUGCUGCUGCUGCAGCAGCAGCAGCAGCAGCAUGGAGACCCUCUGAGCCCCUCGGCCUUAGAAACCAAACGAAGCAGCAGCAGCUGCACUGGGGGCCCCAUGGGGGCCCCAUAGUUGAGGGCUUGUACAGGGAGAACCCCCCAGCAGCAGCAGCAGCAGCAGCAGCAGCAGCUGAAGCAGCAGACAAGCAGCAAAGCAUAAGUGAGCCUCCAGCAGCAGCAGCAGCAGCAGCAGCAGCUGACGAGAAACUGCUGCAGGAAUUCUUGGUGGGGAGAAACCAAGAAGGAGCCAUGAUGGCCUCUGAUUUGCUGCUGCCGCAGCAGCAGCAGCAGCAGCAGCAGCAGCAGCAGCAGUUAUACAGUGCAGCAGCAAACGGAGAAACAAACAAAAUGUUUUCUGCUGAAGAGCAGGCUGAGAUUUUAGCUGCUUUGAGGGAGUGGCAAUCAGUAGAGGAUGGUGCUGCAGCAACGAGGAAGCAGCAGCAGCAGCAGCAGCAGCUGCUGCAGCAGCAGCAGCAAAAGCAAGAAAAGCAGCAGCAGCAGCAGCUAGAACAUUUGCUUCUCAUCGGAGAACUCGACUCAGGCAUCGAUGGGCUCUCCAGGUCCUUCCUUCCUCUCGUGCCGGCAGCAGCAGCAGCCAGCAGCAGCAGCAGCAGCAGCAGCAGCAGCAGCAGCAGCAGCACGACAAGCACGACUACGACGGCUGCUCCGGCAGCAGCAGGAAAGAGUGCAGCAGCAGAUGAAGAAGAUCCCUGCAGUGAUGCUGCUUCUGCUGCAGCAGCAAAAGCAGCAGCAGCAGCAGGGUUGGGGUCCUUAGCUGCUCUCACUGCAGCAGGAAGAGAGGAGCUCCAGGCAGCAGCAGCAGCAGCAGCAGCAGCAGUUUCUGCUGAGGGAGCAGCAAGAAUAGUAGGAGAACUCUUCGAUAAGCUGGGCCCUCCUGUUGUGCUGCAGCUUGAUGCUGCAGCAACAACAGCAAUCAGCAGCAGCAGCAGCAGCAGCAGCAGCAGCAGCAGCAGCAGCAGCAGCAGCAAUCCCCCGCGUCUGCUGCUGGAAAGCCUGAGAGACCAAACCAGCAGCAGCAUGCACUUCAGGGUGCAGGGCGUCCCCACAGCAGCAGCAGCAGCAGCAGCAGCAGCAGCAGCAACAGCAGCAGCAGCAGAAGCAGAGACAGGGACCCACUUCCUGUUGAGGAUGGAAAGGACUCGAUCGACAGCAGCAGCAGAAGCUUUUGCUGCUGCAGAAGAGAGACAGAAACGCAUGCAUGCUGCGCUGCAGCUGCUGCAGCUGCAGCCGCAGCCGCUGCUGCAGCAGCAGCAGCUAUUUCCAUCGUUAGAUGAAUAUGAGGAGCAGCAACGCGAGACCCAUCAGCAGCAACCCCAGCAGCAGCAGCAGCAGCAGCAGCAGCAGCAGCAGCAGCAGCAGCAGCAAGCAGCAGCUCUCAAGGAAGCUCGGCGUCAUCUGCUGCUGCCUCUAUGGGUAGGCCAGCUGUCUCUCCCUUCUCCUAUUGUUGCUGCAGCAGGACGAGAGUUGCUGCUGAACUGGGUUGAGGUGUAUCCUGACAUGCUGCUGCGGCUGCAGCAGCUGCCGCUGCUGCAGCAGCAAGGACAGUGGUUUGCUGCGCUGCAGCUGCUGCAGGCAGCAGCAGCAGCACAAGGUGCUGGUCUCUACCUGCGUGCCUUCGGCCCCGCUUCUCCGUGGGUUCGAGCCGACGGAGAGUUGCUGCUAGACGGUGUACAUACACUGCAGCAGCUGCAGCAGCAGCAGCAGCAGCAGCAGCAGCAGCAGCAGCAGCAGCAGCAGCAGCAAGAUAUAUGUGAAGAUAUAGAAGUAGAGUGGAAAGCAUAUCUACCCCCCGAGAAGGCCUUUUGUUUUCCUUCUGUCUCAGCAGCAGAGAAGCAGCAAUGGCAGCAGCAGCAGCAGUUGCUGCUGCUGCAGCACAAUCAAGAUUCUAAUGCUGCAGCAGCAGCAGCAGCAGCAGCAGCAACAGCAUGGGGGCUAGGCCUGCUGCUCUAUCAUAUAUUCUGCAGCGCUCGUCUCCCCUAUAAUAUAUCUCCAGUAGCAAGCGAAGGAGAUACACUGCAGCAGCUGCGUCGCCUCUAUCUCUCAGCAGCAACCAGCAGCAGCAGCAGCAGCAGCAGCAGCAGCAGCAGCAGCAGCAGCAGCAGCAGCAGCAGGGGGCUGCAACUACACUCGGAGACCUUUCUCCGUGUUGCAGCUACAACUGCAGCAGCAACCGCUGCAGCAGCAAAAAAGGUGCUGCAGCAGCAGCAAGCGCAGCAGCAACAAGUGCAGCAGCAGCAAGUACUACAGCAGCAGCAACCGCUGCAGCAGCAGCAACUGCAGCAGCAACAGCUGCUGCAGCAGCAGCAGCUGCUGCAGCAGCAGCUGCUGCAGCAGCAGCAUUUUUUAUUUAGUUUGUUUUGUGGUUUGAGGAGAAGAAGUCCGUGA
This is a messenger RNA of Eimeria mitis, 2487 nucleotides long. RefSeq lists its product as uncharacterized. The record is from RefSeq and is a predicted model, not a curated record. Bases 1 to 2487 code for a protein of 828 amino acids. The transcript is spliced from 2 exons. NCBI's taxonomy places the organism in Eukaryota, Apicomplexa, Conoidasida, Eucoccidiorida, Eimeriidae.